AUGUGUUUUCAUGUUCUGAUGUAUAAGAAUUCUUAUAAGAGAUAAUUAUGGUCAAUUUAGAGUGAAGGCAUUUAAGUAGUAAAUGAAAAAUAUGUUUUUUAUUUUCGUAAAUAAUUUAUAUACACAAAUUAAAAUAUAAAAAUCAAGUUUAUUUACAAACCACCAUUAACUCAAUUUAGAUGGUGGAAUCUGUUUCAUUGGAUUAAGAAUGAUUUGAAUUUCUUAGUUUUGAUUUAUUAUUAAAAAGCAAAUAGAAUAAAGAAAUAAAACCAAUAAAUGAUAAUAGAAGAAGCAAAGAAUUCAUUUUUUGAUAAUUCGUAUAAUUCUCAACUCUCAAAAUUUGAGCAACUAUAUAUGAGAAACAAGUUAAUUCUAUCAUAUAAUUAAAUAAUACCUAAAUUAAUAGAACUAUAUAUUAAUCCGAAUCCAGUGGCUACCAUAUGUGAUGGAACAAUAUUUGGAAUAUAUGGCCACAUAACUGCAAAAUAAAUACCAAAGAAGAGUCCAUUAAGAAUACUUCCAAUUAAAGGAAAUAUUAAACAUGGAGAAUCAAAUUCUGGUAAGAUCUAGAACAUUAUUAAUGUGAGUAAUUGAAAACUACAAGCGAUAAUUAAAAUUUCGAUAUUCCUUCCUAUUCUUUAUAAAUAAUAACCAACGAUAGGACUUAAUAAUGCUGAAAGAUAAUAUGGAAUACUAAAUAAAAUAUUAGCAGUA
Molecule: messenger RNA, 714 nt
Organism: Paramecium sonneborni
Lineage: Eukaryota; Ciliophora; Oligohymenophorea; Peniculida; Parameciidae
Source: the annotation of a GenBank genome assembly